CGUGACCCAGAUCAACCACACAGCAGCAUAAAAUCAUAACUGCUGCUGACCUGAGCUUCUCUUGUUCAAAUUAAGACCAAAUGCAGAAACUUUCAAAAUCAAUCAGAUUUUGAAAGUAGAAAAAGAGAAUACAGACUCUUUGCUCAUCAUUUUGGGACACUUUAACAGUGCCAAUCUAAUGACAGAAGUGCCCAAGUACAGACAGCAUGUCACUUGUGCCAUGAGAAAAGGGAACUCUUUGAAUCAUUGUUACACCAUGAGUUGAAUGUACUAAGAACAAUCUUCAGCCUCUCUCUGCUAGUAACCCACCCGUCUCCCCCACCUUGGCUCUCUCAUCUCUGCUACCCCACUCUUAAUUACCAAUAACGAGCAAGACGUUAACAGGCUCUUCAGGAAACAAAAGGCCAUGGAUUUGCUCUUCUGGUUGCUUGUAGACCCCUAAAGAAACCAAAAUCUCCAGAAAACAAAUCUCAUGAAUAUCAUCUUUAUCUUGUCAGCAUCGCUUCAUAAUAAACACUAUCUCUUCAACAGCAAUUUUGAAGACACUCAACAUGCAGCUGCUUAUAUAUGAAUUAAAAGAGUAUAAAGAGUGCACAGGCCACUCUCCAGAAAGUCAUUAAAUUUCCUAAAUGGGGGAGACUGUCAUUAAUCUCAUUUUGGUCCAUUAUAUUUCCCAGAUCUACACACUGUGUAUAGCUUUACCUAAUGAACAGACCAAGCCUCCUCUUUACUCUCAAAUUCUGACUAUAAAAGUUUUUAGUGUUUAGGCUUAAAGGUUAUUUAGUCAGUUAUGAACGGCUCUUUAUUGACCCCACACAGCUCACGGGCUGCAGCAAAUUCGUCACCACUUCCACCAUCCCCCUCUCCCUCUCCUUCACCUCCAUCUCCCUCACUGCUGCCUCUUUCCGCUUGCCCUCCAACUUUACCUCCUCCGGAUUCUACUGGUCAGAUGUGUUCUUUGUCUGACACCCCAACACCCUCACCCUCUCCUUGCCUUAGCUGGACCGAGUUCUGUGAGCUCCAUGCCCGAGUAGCAGCUGGUGAUUUUGCACGUCAUUUUAGGGCGUUUCUCCUGGAGAACCCACAUUAUUCACCUGAUUCUGCUGCUGCAUUUUGCCGCCGCUUUACUGAGAGAUUUGUUAGACAUUUUGAAAGUGAACUUGAGGAAAGUGGAGCAGUAAAAGAAGACACGGGGAUCUGGGUCACCCAAUCGGAUGCCACUUCACUGGAAGAAGAGGCGACAUCACCACCAUUGCCGCCACUUGAUGCAACAGCACCCUGCCCACAAACACCUUUAAGGGUUUCUCCCAAGCUACUUUCCUCUCGACAGCGAUUGAACAGUCAAAGCAGGGACAGAUUACAACACCCCACAGCUUUUCAGGACUCGUAUACUCACACGCAAAUUCUUCCUCCUUCCUCUUCCUCAUCUUGUUCUUCCUCAACAGGAGGAAACAAUGGACGGGGGGAAAAUAAAGCAUUGAAUGUGAAGAAACAUUCAGGCCACUUGCCUGGUAAUGGAAAUGAGGAAGAGGACAUCUGGGUGGGUUCAGUGACAGGAGAGGAGGAGUGUGAUGAAUUAGCAGUAAAAAAUGGUGAGGUUGAUGACAGUGCUCUUGCGGAAAGACCCAAUGACAGCCUAAAUCUACUCAGUCCUUCUUCUGAUGGACCACAAAAUUCUGAUGUAAAAUGCAGCUCCUCAAGCACUGUUGGGCACUCUAAAACCAAGUUAAAGAAGCGUUUCUCGCUGCGCAACGUGGGCCGCAGUGUGCGAGGCAGUGUGAGGGGCAUUCUGCACUGGCGGAGCUCCUCCAGUGACUCGCCUCAGAGCUGUGGCUCAGCUAAUGUAAUGCCUCUGCCCUCAAGCUAUAGCUACACAAUGGGCCUGCAGGAUGUCAAGAGGAACUCUCAAGGUGCCCAAUCAGCUCUCCCAGUCUCACUUUCCCUUCCCCUCUCACUCCCCCACUCAUCCUCCUCCUUGCCACCCUCGUCCUCCAGCAGCGCCACCUCUCUGUCCUUUUCUGAAGCUCGUGAUCGGAGGAGAAGUAAUGGAGAAGGUGAGAAGGAUAAGUGGACACACCGGCUGGAAAAGCUGCGGCUUUCCCGCUCACCACCUGCCAUCCCAACACCUGUGGGGCCCUCUUCAUCAAUGCUGCACUCAACUCAACCCCCCAGGAAGACAAGCAAACUUGUUCGAGAGGGUGGAGUGAACGUCUGCUCCUUUACAGAUGAAUUUACCAACUCUCAUGGGUUUUCAGGUUUCUCUUUUGGGUUUCUUUACCAUGGCUUGGACAGUAACAAUGCAGUCUCUGGGACUAGUGUGGAACAGGCAGGUGGACUACAGGCUCCAACCACAGGUGGAGCUUUAACUGGACAUGGCUCUCGAUGGCACAAAUGUCGUCUGGCCCUAAAGAAACGAGAAAAAGAAGGAAGAGAGCGAGAGGAUUACUUCCUGGAGUUUUACAUCCCUCCAAAGUCCUCUAAAUCCAGACUUACAAUCCCAUGCUGCUGCAUCUUGGAAAUAAGGAGCACUACAGCUCUUGAGGUGCCAGACAAGGAAAAUACCUUCCUUCUGCAGUUGGAAGGCCAGGUGCAGUAUGUGAUCGAGACUAGAGAUGCUGUUCAGAUGAGAGCUUGGCUAAGUGAUAUCAGAAACAGCAUUCAUCUAAGUGAACAAGAAGAUCCAGAGGGCUUGUGUAGUGGAGCACAUACUGACCUUAGUGGCACACCAGAAUUCAGCGACCAUCUGUCUCAAGUAUGCUAUGGUGGGGUGAGUGGGUCUCCACUGCUGGAGCCUCUUCCUCCUGAGCUCCCACCUCGUGCCCCUCUUGAUGAACCAGAUGGUCGACUGCUUGGUGGAGGUGGAUCCAGUCUUAGCAUGCCAUUUCCAGAGACGCCUGAUGCCACAGGGUCCUUCCUUUUCUCCGAGGGAUCAGCGGCAGAGCCAGAACACCCCCUAAGUGAAUGUCAGUGGUUCCAUGGCACUCUCUCACGGCUGAAGGCAGCCCAGUUGGUGCUUGCAGGCGGCAUUUCGAGCCACGGUGUCUUUCUUGUGCGCCAGAGUGAGACGCGGCGUGGCGAGUACGUCCUUACCUUUAAUUUUCAGGGCAAAGCCAAGCAUUUGCGUCUUUCUCUAAAUGAGGAUGGCCAGUGUCGAGUGCAGCAUCUCUGGUUCCAAUCCAUCUUUGAUAUGCUGGAGCACUUCCGGGUGCAUCCCAUCCCCCUGGAAUCUGGAGGGGCAUCUGAUGUCACUCUUAUCAGCUUUGUGGGGUCCACGACUGCCCGACAGACAGGCCGGGACAGGGCAGGCAGCCGGCCCACAGUCUGUGAUGUCAUCACCACGCGCCACCCUGAUUCUCCAUCAACCCCCAUCUCUGACUGUGUACUUGACCAGCAGACCCCGUAGCCCCCCUCAGCCCCCUCCACCAUCUGGGCGCCCUCCUCCACCCACCCCACCACAGGAGCGUGCAAGUGACCUUGAGGCUAUAGGAGCAGGGGGACC
Messenger RNA from Trichomycterus rosablanca, 3499 nucleotides. It is a transcript of the gene sh2b1, whose product is annotated as SH2B adaptor protein 1. Gene Ontology annotation, biological process: intracellular signal transduction. Gene Ontology annotation, cellular component: plasma membrane. The coding region runs from base 791 to 3403 and encodes 870 amino acids. The record is from RefSeq and is a predicted model, not a curated record. The transcript has 10 exons. Gene Ontology annotation, molecular function: transmembrane receptor protein tyrosine kinase adaptor activity. NCBI's taxonomy places the organism in Eukaryota, Metazoa, Chordata, Actinopteri, Siluriformes, Trichomycteridae.